This is a messenger RNA of Oryctolagus cuniculus (rabbit), 2895 nucleotides long. It is a transcript of the gene IGFALS, whose product is annotated as insulin like growth factor binding protein acid labile subunit. Gene Ontology annotation, molecular function: protein binding. NCBI's taxonomy places the organism in Eukaryota, Metazoa, Chordata, Mammalia, Lagomorpha, Leporidae. Gene Ontology annotation, biological process: long-term memory. The record is from RefSeq and is a predicted model, not a curated record. Gene Ontology annotation, cellular component: plasma membrane.
ACCUAGAAAACCACCGCAGUUAGCAGGGCCGAGGCCACACUGCCUGUCCCAACCUCCCGGCGGGGGACCCCGAGGGCCAUGCCCCCGAGCUGUGGGUGGGAUGGGUGCCCCAGGGCCUGGCCCCUCACUGUCAGCGCUGCAUCCAGCUCCGACAGGCCCCAGGGCCUGGCAGGACCGGGGUGGAGUGGGAGCCCCCGGGGCAGCCUUCUCCCCCUGCCUGGCCUGUGGCCACCUCUGGCCAGGCACCAGGACCCGCUCCAGCCUCACGCGUGGGACAGGCGACCACAGUAGGGCCCUUGCCGGAGCCAGGCUGCCCUCACUCUUGGCCAGGGCGCGGCACAGGGACAGCAAACACAAGUGGCCAGCGGCCCUGCCAGGCUUUCCUAGAAGAGGCUUUGGGGGAGGGGUAGUGGCUGAGGUCAGGGGGAGGCCAAGGCUGCGUCUGGAAGCCAGAGCGGCAGAGCCCUCCUGGCUGUUAGGAAAGCACGGGGGUGGGGGUGGGGGUGGGGGUGCAGGGCGGGGUGGGUGCCCCCCCAGCUGUCUGCCAAGGGCAGGGGCAUCAGGCCCCUGGGCUGCGGCGAGUGGGUGGGAACCAGAACACACUCGGUCCCCAGGCUCCGUGGGUCACAUGAGGGGGCAUCCCUGCUCCCACCUGCCUGCCCCAGCCCUGCCAGGGACACGGCGACAACCCACUGCCCCCAGAGCCACACCACAGGCCAGCCUGGACUCUACAGAAAGCUCCGGGGUGGGGUUAGCUCCCCCGAACCACCUGCACCUGGGGGAGCAGGUGCUGCUGCCCGGCACGAGGGGGUUAACGGCCGGGGACGGGGGAGGGCUGGACGGGGGCCGGCCGGGCAGUGGGGAGAGCCAGAGGGCAGGCGCCCGCCCGCAGACGCCCUUGCUCGCGCCUGCCUUCAGCCUGCUCUGCACGCGGGAUGGCCCCGAGGACAGGCAGCCUGGCCCUGGCGGUGCUGCUCAUCUCCUGGGCGGCUCUGGACCCCUGCGGCCUGGAGGGAGCAGAGCCCGGGCCGCCGCCGGGGGACGCCGAGGCCCCGCCGUGCCCGGCCGUGUGCACCUGCAGCCACGGGGAGGACGCGGGCGAGCUCACCGUCUUCUGCAGCUCCAGGAACCUCACGCAGCUGCCCCAGGGCAUCCCCGACGGCACCCGGGCCCUGUGGCUGGACGGGAACAACCUGUCCUCCGUGCCCUCGGCCGCCUUCCGCAACCUCUCCAGCCUCGACUUCCUCAACCUGCAGGGCAGCCGGCUGGGCAGCCUGGAGCCGCAGGCGCUGCUCGGGCUGCGCACCCUGCGCCACCUGCAGCUGGGCCGGAACCGGCUGCGCAGCCUGGGCGCCCACACGCUCACGCACACGCCCGGGCUGGCCUCGCUGGGCCUCGCCCACAACCUCCUGGGCCGGCUGGAGGACGGCCUCUUCCGGGGCCUGGCCCGCCUCUGGGACCUCGACCUCGGCUGGAACGGCCUGGCGGUGCUGCCCGACGGCGCCUUCCAGGGCCUGGGGAACCUCCGCGAGCUGGUGCUGGCCGGCAACAGGCUGGCCUACCUGCAGCCGGCGCUCUUCUGCGGCCUGGCCGAGCUGCGGGAGCUGGACCUGAGCAGGAACGCGCUGCGCAGUGUCAAGGCCAACGUCUUCACGCAGCUGCCGCGGCUGCAGAAACUCUACCUGGACCGCAACGCCAUCGGCGCCGUGGCCCCGGGCGCCUUCCUGGGCAUGAAGGCGCUGCGCUGGCUCGACCUGUCCCACAACCGCCUGGCCGGCCUCCUGGAGGACACCUUCCCGGGCCUGCUGGGCCUGCGCGUGCUGCGCCUGGCGCACAACGCCAUCGCCGGCCUGCGGCCCGGCACCUUCAAGGACCUGCACUUCCUGGAGGAGCUGCGGCUGGGCCACAACCGCGUCCGGCAGCUGGCGGAGAAGACGUUCGAGGGCCUGGGGCAGCUGGAGGUGCUGGCGCUCAACCACAACCGCAUCCAUGAGCUGGCGCCGGGGGCCUUCCUUGGCCUCGCCAACGUGGCCGUCGUGGACCUGUCCGGCAACGGGCUGCGGGGCCUCCCGGAGCAGGCCUUCCGGGGCCUGGGCAGGCUGCACAGCCUGCACCUGGAGGGCAGCUGCCUGGGCCGCGUGCAGCCGCGCGCCUUCGCCGGCCUCUCGGGGCUGCGCCGGCUCUUCCUCAAGGACAGCGGCAUCACGGCCAUGGACGAGCAGAGCCUGUGGGGGCUGCCCGAGCUGCGGGAGCUGGACCUCACGGCCAACCAGCUCACGCACCUGCCCGGCGGGCUCUUCCAGGGCCUGGCCAGGCUCGAGUACCUGCUGCUCGCCCGCAACCGGCUGUCGGCGCUGUCGGCCGAGGCGCUGGGCCCCCUGGGCCGGGCCUUCUGGCUGGACGUGUCGCACAACCGCCUCGAGGCGCUGGCCGAGGGCCUCCUGGCGCCGCUGGCGCAGCUGCGCUACCUGGACCUCAGGAACAACUCCCUGCGCACCUUCGCGCCGCAGCCGCCGGGCCUGGAGCGCCUGUGGCUGGAGGGCAACCCCUGGGACUGCCGCUGCCCCCUGCGGGCGCUGUGGGCCCUGGCCCUGCGCAGCCCGGCCGUGCUGCCGCGCUUCGUGCAGGCCGCGUGCGAGGGAGACGACUGCCAGGCCCCCGUCUACGCCUACAACAACAUCACCUGCGCCAGCCCCGCCAGCGUCGCGGGCCUCGACCUGCGGGACCUCCCGGAGGCCCACUUCGCUCACUGCUGACCAGGCCAGGGCUCGGGAGGGCCCCUCACCCGCCCCGGCUCUCUGGGGCUCUGCCGGCGCGGGCUUGGACGGAGGGCCUGGGCCCGGGGCCCCCCGGGCUCAGCCAGCAGGUGUUACCAAUUAAAGCAAACCAGCAACA